Molecule: messenger RNA, 1308 nt
Organism: Opisthocomus hoazin
Lineage: Eukaryota; Metazoa; Chordata; Aves; Opisthocomiformes; Opisthocomidae
Source: RefSeq, a predicted model, not a curated record
AUGAUGUGUUUGGCCUCACUGACAAGACCUGACAUGAAUUAUCUGGAGCCUAGUCUUUUCCAGUAUUCUGAUACGCAAGGUACCAGAAGCUUCAGAGAAGAAAUUGCCAAAUUUCUAACUCACUAUGCCAGAGCUGCAGAAGAACUGAAUCCGGAAUAUAUAACUGUUAUGAAUGGCUGUUGUGCUGUUUUUGCUGCUCUGUCAACUGUAUUGUGUGACCCUGGUGAUGGAUAUCGCAUUCCGGCUCCAUACUACGGUGGUAUAAAUUCAAAAACAUGGCUAUAUGGCGGAAUACAGCCUGUUCACGUGCCCUUGUUCAGUGAGCUUUACAUGGAAAGAUGUAUCUGCCACAUAAAAUGUGUAACAUUCGAUCCGCCUUUAAAAGCUCAAAAGUCACCCUUCCAGUUAACAGCUGAAAAAUUAGAAGAUGCAUUACAAAGAGCUAAAAAGCAGGGUGUCCGAGUCAGAGCGUUUAUCCUGAUCAACCCGCAGAACCCAUUAGGGGACAUUUACCCAGCACAGUUACUGAAAGAGUGUCUGGAGUUUGCGCACAGGGUUGAGCCCUGAUAUGAAUUGCAUGUACUAAUGGAUGAAAUAUACAUGCUGUCUGUUUAUGAUGAUACCACCUUCACCAGUGUUCUUAGCUUAGAUUGUUUACCGGAUCCAGAACGGACACAUUUUAUGUGAGGUUUUAGCAAGGAUUUCUGUAUGAGUGGUAUCAGAGUCGGAGUAUUGUACACCAGAAAUCAUGGAAUUCGGAAGGCUGUGAAUCAGCUGGCUGUCUUCCAUAGCUGUCCCGGACCUGUCCAGCACUUUCUCAGUCAGUUCCUUGGGGACAGAGAUUGGUUGGCUAAUGUAUUUAUUCCCACCAACAAAAAGCGACUUAAAGAAGCACAGAGUAUUCUUGUGGAUGGGCUGACAGAUGUUGGGAUACCUGUGCUCAAAAGUUCAGGAGGACUCUAUGUGUGGGCAGACUUCAGAAAGUUCUUAAAAUCACAGACAUUUGAAGCUGAACUUGAAUUACGGCAGAAGCUUCUUGAUAAAAAACUCCUGACUAGCCCUGGAAAAGCUUUUUAUUGUUAUGAACCUGGAUCAUUUAGACUGGUUUUCUCCGAUUCUGUGGAUAAGAUUCACUUGUGUAUUCAGAGACUAGAGCAAAUAUUGCACAGUUACGCUGCUGAGCUGGUCACAAACAAUACAGCUUUUACUGCAGAUGCUUUAUGCAGUUCAGAAAAAGAUUCUUCAGGCAAACCCUCAAACACACCAGGAAAAGAUGUCUCCCAGAUAAAAAAUAUACUUGUUUAUUAA